This is a messenger RNA of Arabis nemorensis, 354 nucleotides long. The record is from the annotation of a GenBank genome assembly. Lineage: Eukaryota; Viridiplantae; Streptophyta; Magnoliopsida; Brassicales; Brassicaceae.
AUGACGAGCGAGACUGCGACAUCUCCGGCGAUUCGGCCACCGCAGGAACAUCACUCCGACCAUCAGCCACUGCCGCACAUUCUGGUUUUACCGCUCUCUCCGCCACGACUUACGGUGGAGGAUAUUUUGAACAGCAAUGGAAUAUUAACAGACCAACCGAUUGAUGAAAUCGAAGAACCAUCUCAUUACAAAUAUCUCGAUACGAAAGAGUAUGCAUAUAAGUAUCGAAGAUACGAAUCUGAGUUUAAGCAGUUUCUUAUGGCAAAGUAUUUCUCUGGGAAAGAUCCUAAUGGAGUGGAUAUAUUUGAAGAUAACACAAUAAUAGAUGGUGAAACCAUUAUGUCAAGCAAGUAA